Sporothrix brasiliensis 5110 is the source of this 792-nucleotide messenger RNA. Its product is annotated as essential for mitotic growth 1. Gene Ontology annotation, biological process: rRNA base methylation. Bases 1 to 792 code for a protein of 263 amino acids. Gene Ontology annotation, molecular function: rRNA binding; rRNA (pseudouridine) methyltransferase activity. The transcript is spliced from 2 exons. NCBI's taxonomy places the organism in Eukaryota, Fungi, Ascomycota, Sordariomycetes, Ophiostomatales, Ophiostomataceae. Gene Ontology annotation, cellular component: nucleolus; small-subunit processome. The record is from RefSeq and is a predicted model, not a curated record.
AUGACAGGAACCCAGUCUCUGCCGCCCCCGGCCUUGCCGCAGCUCGUCGCGGAGCAGCACCACCCCAUCGCCUCGUCUGAUAAAGAUACGCGGAGACUGAUUGUAGUGCUUGCCAAUGCGAGCCUCGAAACCUACCGCGCCGCAUCCCAGGGAGGCUCGGCUAAUCGGAUGGGCGUCGCGCAUCGCGACGAGAAGUACUCACUUCUCAACAGCGACGAGCACAUCGGCGUCAUGCGGAAGAUGAACCGAGACAUAAGUGACGCACGACCCGACAUCACUCACCAGGCGCCGUCGUGUACUGAGACCUGGACGCAGUGCCUUUUGACCCUCCUCGACUCGCCUAUCAACAAAGCCGGCAAACUCCAGAUCUACAUUCUGACGGCGAAGGACGUCCUGAUCGAGGUCUCACCUACUGUCCGCAUCCCACGUACAUUCAAGCGCUUCGCCGGUCUCAUGGUGCAGCUGCUCCACCGCCUUUCCAUCCGAUCUACUAACUCGCAGGAAAAGCUCCUUCGUGUGAUUAAGAACCCCAUCACAGACCACCUCCCGCCAAACUGCCGCAAGGUGACGCUGAGCUUUGAUGCCGAGGUGCAACCUGUCCGCAGCUACAUCGACAGCCUGGAUCCCAAGGAGAGCAUUUGCGUGUUUGUCGGUGCCAUGGCCAAAGGGCCUGACAACUUUGCCGAUGCUUACGUUGACGACAAAAUUUCUAUCAGCAACUACAGCCUUUCCGCGAGUGUCGCAUGCAGCAAGUUCUGCCAUGCCGCCGAGGACUCGUGGGAUAUCAUAUAA